AUGGACAGAGUUUUGUUAAAAUGUAUUUUUGACGAACUAUGUACAAGUUUCAGUAAAAAGGAAAUAAACGGAAGCAUAAAAAAAAGUGGAGAUAAAAAUAAAAACGAAAUUAACUAUUGCAUAACACUGCAAGAAUUGUUCGACAAUUUGGAAAAAAAUAAAAAUGUAUGCAUGGAUGUAUAUAUGAAAAGGGAAGUUCUACAAACAAUAUAUUAUUGUAAAGAUAUAUCUAUUUUGGCCGAAGAAGAAAAAAAAACAACGGGGGAAAAAAAUAACAAUGAUGGUAAUGAAGACUAUAGCAACUUCCCUCGUGACAAAUAUAACAACGGAUUUGGUGUGAAUAUUCAUAAAAAUGACCAAGAUACAAUAAUAAAUACCGCCAGCAAAUAUAAUUUAUACAUAAAUAAUAUAUACAUAUAUAAUAAGCAUAACUUAUUUUACUAUGAAAGAAUAAAAGAAUGUAAAGAAAAAAUAUUUAUCCUGUUAUAUAUUAUUUCAACUAAAUAUAAUGGAAGUAUUCAAAGCUCUUUAUCAAAGCAUCUCAAUAUCGAUGUUAAAAUGAUACACUACCAUUUAAAGGUUCUAAUCCAAUAUUCGUUAAUAAAAAAAAUAAACAUAAACAUAAACGGAACAGAAAAAAAUACAAAUAAUGAUAACUGCGAUAUGAGUAAUUCCGCAAACGGUGCAAUGAUUAAACUAAGUCCCUCUUAUAUUUUGUAUUAUAACAUAUACUUUAUAUAUAAUAUGCUACCAAUAUUUGUCAAAAAUAUUCUAUUUUCACAAAAUGUUUUGUCAAUUAACAAAAUAAUUAUGUACCUUAUAAAUAAAUUUAUAAUAAUACCACAAAAAAUAUUAUCCUUGAUUUUUUUUAAACUACUAAUUGUAUAUAAUCCGUAUUAUUUUAUGCGAAUAAGAAAAGCCUUAAAAAUUUUUAAUUCCAUUUUAUCCAAUUUAAUUAAUAGUAAUCAAAUUAUAAUGUGCAAAAUUAAAAUACAAUCAAACUAUGAAAUUUGUUAUUUAAAUUAUAAAAAUAAAGAAAAAAUAAGCUAUGAUCGCAUAAUUAAUUUUUUGUUAUCUUUUUAUUACAAUUAUGACUAUGUCAUAAAUUUUAUUGAUAAAUCAUGCUAUUUAAUGUGUGAAGAUUAUGUUAAUAAUGAAAUUCCUAUCAAAUCUUCGUUUAUGAACAAUUACUUUAUUCAUAAAAAAUAUAAACAAAAUUUAACCCAGCAAUUUUCAAUGUAUAUGGAACCAACUGGGCAAGAUCGCAUCAACACUAUUGUGUUACAAAAUGAAAUAGAGUAUAAUCAACGCAGGGAAAAUGGAUCAUUCAAUUUAAAUAAAUCAGAAUUAAACAAACAAGUUAAUAUUUCUAUCAAUGAGUUUAAAAACCAUGUGCACUUAAAUAUGGAUGACAAGUUUAUUGAUUCAGAUUUAUAUUCGAGUUCAGAAAAUGAUAAUUCUGCAUAUAGCUUAUCAGAUUUUUCUCCCAUUUUGGGAAAUAACCAAAUUGAAGCGACUAUAGAAAAAAAAGCAAAUUUCAAUGUUAAAUAUACUCAUGAAAGAAAUUCACAAAUUUCUUAUUCAGAAUCCCCCACACAUUCUAGUAUUGAUAGUGACAAUGGAAGCGACAAUGCUAAUCACCACGGAAAUAGCCUAAGUAUACGUUCUAGUAAUUUAUCACUUUAUGAUGAAAUGAAAUAUAUAAUAAUAAGUAAAGGUAUUAGUGGAAUAACGGCAAAAGAAAUUUCUCAAAGCAUACUCCUUUCCAUUAAAAAAACUAAUACAUUUUUAAAUAAAUUAGUAAAAAACAAAGAGGUUGUUAAAAUACCGGAACGAAAAGAUAAAAGUUUUAUGUACCGAUUUGUGGAUAAUAGAAUCUAUCAAUAUAUACAGAACAAAAAAAAAUAUUACACAAAUGUUGAGGAGCAAACUGAAGAUGUCGUAAGUUAUGCUAACAAAAAUAAGGAUAUGAAUGAAUGUAAUGUUAAUAUGAAAAAAAAAGCAGACCUUCAAAUUAAUGGGGAAUCUUCAACAUCCAUUAAAGCUAAUAGUAAUGAACAAUAUUCAAACGAAAUAAUGACAGAGUAUUCGGCCAAAAUAAAAACAGAGCAACUAAAUAAUCCAAUAACAAAUAAAAAUGUUUUACAUUAUAUCAAAAUUAACAACUUAAACGAAUCUCUAAAUAUACUAAACUAUACUAAUACAAUAAACAAGAUAGAUAAAAAUGUUUUGGAACAUGUAAUACCCCAAUAUGAUGAUUCAAUUAAUAAUUUCUCAAAUUAUAAAGAUUUUUUUAAUAAUUAUAUAAAUAAAAUCAAGCAAUUUGAGUACAAAUACGAUUUAUUUACAUCUAGUUUUCACCUUUUUUAUUAUGUCAAAAACAUUUUACAAAAAAAACAAACAAACAAGAAAAAUAAUGAUAAUGCUAAUUCAUAUAAACAUUCUGACAACAAUAUUAAAGUAGAAGAAAAUAUUCGUCAAUUUAAUGAGGAUAAUGCUCGUGAACAUUUUGAAGUAUUUAAUAUUAAUAUAAACAACUUGGAUGUUUCUAAAGCAAGUAUUGAUUUUAUAAAACAUUUUAUGGAAGAUACUACUAAACUAAAAAGUAAUUUAUUUAUUAAACGUUUAUUUAUUUUUACACAUUUUCUUUUAUGCUCUAAAGUUACUACAUUUCGAUUUGUACAAGAUCUAUUUACUAUUUUAGAAAAUAAUGGAAAAUUAAUAGAUCGAAAAUCAGUUGAAAGGCUAUUUAAUUAUUCAACAAAAAUAAACGCAUUUUUUAAAAAAUGUAUCCUCCAAAACAGUAAAAAUAUUAAAUAUUAUUUUUAUGAUUCGAACAUAUUGACUGAAAAGCAGUCUAUUGAACUUCAUUCUAAGCUUCAACAAGAGUAUGCACAUUAUUUUUACAAGCAUUCAGCAUCUACCAAACUUAAUGAUAAAUUACAUUUAAAUUGUCCCACCAACUUACAAGAUUUUCCAAAUUAUACUAACUUAGGUUCUAAAAAUAACGAUUUUCCAAAUAGUAUUAAUCCUAAUUUUGAAAUUAUUGUUGAUAAUGCAUCAAUUUCACAAAUAUCUCCAUCAUCGCACCCAAAUAAUUAUAAUAACUUUCUCAAAUUAGGAGAAAAUAAUUGUUUCCAAAACAUUGAUGCUUCAAAUGCUUAUAACAUGAACCCCCAAAUAUACGAUACAAAUGCCCUGUUAGGCAAUUACUCCAUUACAAAUAUCACAUUGAAUGAUAAAAAUAAUAACAAUAAAAGAUCGAUUAAUAACACAGAAAAUGAUAAUGCCUCUAUUACUUUUGAUCAUAAUAAAAAACACUUGCAUAUAGAUGGCUUAUUCACCAACAAUAAUGCAAAUGAUGCAAGUGCUGAUACCACCAAUUUUAAUGCAAAAAAAAGAAAAACAGAACAAAAUCAAAAAAUAAAUAAAAAAAACAUAUACUAUAAAAAUAGUAUUACAGAAAACACUCCUGAUAGCUCAAACAAUAAAAAUAAUAUACUAUAUAUCGAUGUAUUUAACGAAUCCGCUUUUGCUUGUAAUGAAAAUAAAUUUAUCACACCGAAAAAUAAAAAAAAACAUAUUUUCAAAAAUUUUAAAAUGUUACAGCACACAAGCAACAUAAGUUACUUCUAUGGAUACAUAUUCUCAAAAAUGGAAAGAUAUAAAUAUUUCCACAAGUGUUUGAUAAGGAUAAUGAAAAGAAAGAUGAAACAAAAAAGGAAUAAUAGAAUCUUGAAGCAAUGUAAUUCCAAUUCCAUGUUUUCGAAAACUCAACACGAACACGACGGAGUUGCCACAUGCCAAAAUAAAAUGAAAAAACGAAAAAUAUCUUUUGCAUUUGCAAAUAUAAAAGGAAAAAAUAAAAAAACAGGAAACAAAAAAAACAAUGUUAACUAUUUAAAAAUAAAAGAUAUACUUAAAAAUAUGUACCUCGAUGAAUACUUAAAAAUAAUUAGUGUUAGGUGUAAAUUAAACUACAUCGAAAAUUAUUUACUAAAGAAGAAAAAAAAAAAAAUUAAAUUAAAAGAAUUACCCCCUAUGUUAUUUGAAUAUUUAACAUCGUAUUCUCAACUACAUUCUAAUAAAAAUAAUCUGAUCAAAAAUUUUAUAUUUAAUAAAAGCCAAAAUAUAUAUAUAAAUGAAAAUAAACCAUUACGAUGUUAUUAUGAUCACAAUUCCUUACAAAUAGAAGAUACAAAAACAAAUCAACUUUGUUCCUAUUUAAACACAUGUGAAGAAAAUGAAUUAAAAAUAAAAAAAGAUUCUAUCUUUUCAUCUUUGGCAAAAUUCGAUAAACUAUGUCAACAUGAUAUUGACGUAAUAAAAAACAAUGAUAAAAUUUGUAUAUUUAUCUUCUUAUAUAGAAAAUUAAAAUUUUUAUAUAAUAUGAAAUCAAUUGAUCUUAGGUUUGAAAAUGACCAAGAAAAUAUUAAUUCUACACUUGUCAAUAUUGAUGAUGAUAAUAUAAAUCACACACCUACUUGCAACACAAAAAAAAACCUUUUUAGUAAUAGUAGUAACACCGAUUUAAAUAUAUCAAUUAUUGAUCUGACAAAAAAAAACUUUAAUAUUUAUAUUAAAAAAUAUGUCACAAUAAAUUUAUUUUCUUCUAUAAAACCAAAGAAAAAACACCAAAAAAAAAUUUACAAUAUUAUGCGAUAUAACCACUUCGAGGAAUACUACUACAUCAUAUACUUGUUAAUCGAACAGUUCAAGAAGCACAUUCUUGAAAACAUUCCUGACGAAUCUUCACGAAAAAAAACGAAACUAUCAGAUAUACCAAAGUUCCUAAAAAUUAAAAACAAAAAUCUGAAAUUCCUACUUUUUCACAAUUCAUACACAAAUCAAUUAUUAUUAACAAGAAAAAUAAGGAAGGUUUUUAUAAAUUUAAUUAAAAAAGUGAAAAGAAAAGAAACGAAAAAAAAAAGUAAUGUUCAAAAACAUAAAAUAAUGGAAGAAUUAAUUAUAUACAAAGAAUAUAACGUUUUAUAUAAUAUAUAUAAUAUAUCAAAAACAAAUAUUGAAAAAUAUUUCUUUAUUUUUUAUGAUUUAUAUAAUAAUAUUUCAACUAAAAAUAAUUAUGAUUUUCCAAAUGUCCUUGAAAAAGAAGACAAUAAUAAUAUUACCACUCUAUCUUAUUCUUGCCCCUUUUGUAAAAAUAUAUAUUUUUUUAAAAGUGAUUUAUUAACUCAUAUUUCAAAUGUUCAUAAUACAAAUAAAAACUUUUCAGAUAUCAUAUCGUUAAUGUCCAAUACUAAGCAUACCAUGCAUAAAGCACUGAGUGAUAUUUUAAAAAUUAAAAAUCUAAUAAACAAUGCCUCACCAGCAUAUGGGCAAAUUAUGCGAAUACAUAGAAAUAAUAACAUAAGUACAAUGGAUGAAAAUUUAGAUCAAGCAUCAUUAUUUCCGUCUAGUAAUUGCAUAACUAAAAGAAAUGAAUUACUAUUUCAUAAUGAUACUUCAUCCGAUAAAUUUAUUCAAAACACAAAAGAAACUAACAAGUAUGAGCAAUCUCUUCAAUAUGAACCAAAUAAUGCUUCUGAUGUUUUACGAGUACAAAAUACAGAAAUUAAAAAAAAUACAGAGUUAAAAAAACAAAUAAAUAUAAUAGAUCAACUUAAUACAAAUAAAAUAUUUUCCAGAAAUACACAUUUCAGUGUAAAAAUCAAAUACUCAUUACGAACAGUAUACCUUUAUUUUGUCACGAUAUUUAUUAAGCUUUACAUAUCUAGAAUUAAUUUGGAAAAAUGUACCAACCACAAAAAAAAUAUAGGCGAUAACAAAGGGAAAAAUGAGCAAAAGGUUUUAUUCCAUAAAAAAAUAUAUAAAAAUAGCAAGAAUUUAUUACCAAAACGAAAGCGGAACAAUUUAAAUUCCUUACCAAAUAAAAUUAAAUUAAUAUCCAACCAAUUAAAUACAUUUCGAUUAAUCUACUACUUAAAAAGCAAAACUAAUAGCAUACCAUAUAAGAAAAGUAUAUGGAACAAGUCCAACAAAGUUAUGAUAGGAAAAUUUAAGUACGCUGUAUGUAAAUAUAUUCAGAAUAAACUAUUUUAUUAUUUUAAAAAAAACAUUGUGAAUUAUUUUUUUAUAUUAUUAAAUGAAAAUUUAACUAGGUGUAUAUUAAAUUACUUCCCAACAUAUAUAUACAAUUGCACAUAUACAAAUAUAAAUUAUUACUUUGAUAAGUGUAUAAAAAAUAUUUACGAUUUUAGUUUUAUAUCUCUUAUAAAUUUAAUGAAAUUAUUUAUUAUCAAUUAUGGUAGCAAAUUUAUGUUAUAUAAAGAAAUAAUCAAACCGCUAUUUUAUCAAAAAUUACGAAAUAUACAAAACGGAAUAAAAUAUUUAAAAAAAUAUAUAUACGUUGUUGAUACAAGCUAUGUUUUGUCUAAUUAUAUAACUAAUGAUAUAGUUUGCGAUAAUAUAUAUUCGAACCUUAUUUACAAAUCUAUUUUUUAUAAAAAAAAACUUUCACUUUUUACAAAAAAAAAAAUAUUUGACAAUGUUAUAGAUAUUAUUUACUCAUUUGGUAAUUGUUACUUUUCAAAAAUAUUAGAAUAUUCACAUUCAGAAAAUUAUCAAAAUCAAUUUCCUACGUUAAAUUACCAAAUUGAUCAAUUAUUACUGCACAUCGAUAAUGUAUACAAUCAAGAGCAAAAUAAAAUUUAUAUUUCUAACUAUGAAAAUUUUGAUGUAAAUAAAAGUACAUGCAAUGAGUCUAAAAAAUACAAUUUCAAUAAAAAGUUAACAAUUUUUGAUUUAAAUUUUUAUGUACACAAAUUUUUAAAAGGUGACAUCACUUUAUAUGCAUGUAAUAAGUAUACAAUAUCAGAUGAUAUGCAUAUCGAUGAAAAAAAAAAUACCCCACCCAAAUUUAAUAACCAAAAUAAAUAUUAUACUCCUGAUAUAGAUGUUAAACAAAACAAGAUAGUGGAUAAUACCAAAUAUAGCAAAGUAUUUUUAAAUAAUAAUAAUAAAGAUAAAAACAAAUUUGAGAUUGAUGAAAAUUCUCUAAGCUUUAAUUCUUCAAAUGAUGGCAACUUAGAUACAUUUGAUCAGCUGUCAGAUGAUUAUGAAAUUAUAAAAUUGUUGGAAAAUGAUAAUUAUAAUAAUGAAAAGCUAUUAGGAGGGGGUAUAAAUAAACAUAUAAAUCAUUUAACUAAACAUGUUAGCGAAUAUUUUCCGAAUUAUUACAUUCUCAACGGUUUAAAAAAAAAAAUAUUAAAAAGACUAUCAAAUAUUUUUUCUGAUAAUAAUAACAAUUUUAUAUCUCACAAUUUUCAAAAUGAAAUUUGCCACAAUUUUUAUUAUGACCCAAAUUAUAUAAAUAACUAUUUUUUUAAUUACUUUAAAAAAUAUUGCAUGUAUAUUUAUCAAAACUAUAACAAUCCUAUUCGAUCUAAAAAGUUGAAAAACUUCAAAAAUUACACAUUAUUAAACACUAGUAGCACAAACAAUUUAAAUUUUAGCGAUCUUUUUAACAAAUUUGUAGAAAAAAAUGAUUUCCCCAAUUCAACAGUUUAUAAAAAAAACAAACUACUUAUUUAUAAUAUCAACAAAAAAACAUUUAUCGAUUUUGAUAUAUAUCCUCAAAAUAUUCAUUUAUAUAAUAUUGCAUAUAUUUCAAAUAUCCAAAAAAAUAUUGAAUCAUUUCUAGAUAUACAAGUGUUAAAUUUGAAAAAUGGAAUUUUUUGGAUGCAAAGCGAAAAGAGUACAUCAAAAAAAAAAUUCACAAAUUUAUAUAAACCAGUCAUAAAUAAUAAUAGUAUAAAUGCAAAUAAGUUGGGUAUUAACAAAGAAAAUAUUUUACAAAAACAUAACUGUAGUAUUCCGAAUAAACCAGAAAAUGAAACCAAAGGCUCACAAGUGUUGCACUCAAACCGAAGAAAAUAUAUAGCAAAAUAUAAAAGUUUUAUAAGAGAAACACAAAUUAAAAAAUUCGUAAAAAAAGUUACCAUUCGAAAUAGAAAUAAUAGUGAUCAUGUUGGAACCAGCAAAAGUGAUAUUAGUAAUGAUAAUGCGCAUAAAGAAUCCUUCAUAUUUUUUGUCCAGUUAAUGUAUCAUGUUUUUUGCAUGGACAAUAUACAAAAUAACUAUGAUGACCAUGGGAAUUACAAGGCGCAUAUAUAUGAAGAAAAUAAAAAAAUAAAAAAUGUGGGAUAUAAAAUAAACAAUAUAUACAAAUAUAAAACUAUAAACAAUGAUGCAAUAGGAAAUAUAAAUAAAAAUAACUACAUCGGCAAUAAUGCAUAUCAAACAGAUAAUAGUCUUUACGAAAAUAACAUUGUAAACAACCAUGAUGCUUCCCAUAUUAGUGAUAAUGCCAAUGUUUCUAAAAAUGAUACAACAGAAAAGGAGGAUUACUUAUUUAAUCAAAUAAUGAGCAAAAUGUUAUAUAUGUUUUUCAUAGUUAAACAAAAAAAAAAAAAAGGAUGUUUUAUUGAUAGCUUAAAAAAAAAAUAUAUAAAAAAAUUUAUUAAUAAGGCAUGUUAUAAUGAAUAUUUUAAUGUAAAAAAGGAAUAUAACUUUAUCCUUUUUCUUUUAAAUAAAUUAAAUCUUAUAAAAAUAUUCCCAUUUAUUAAUACGCAUAAGGUAUUCUUAGCACAGUAUUAUAAUGGGAUUAAUAUGUGUAAAAGAAAGACCUUAUUUUAUGAACAUAAUUUUAAACACCCGUUUUUAAACAUGAUAAAUUAUUAUUUAAAAAAUUUUAAAGUUAAAACACAAAGGUAUUCAGAUAAUGAAAAAAAAACAUUUAAAAAGUUUAUCAAAAAAAAUAAAAUACUCAGUCAUAUGGAUGGACAACAUACCAACAAUAACACUCCAUAUGAAAUCGGUACUAUGAAGAAUAUAAGUAAUACCAUCAAUGUAAAAAAUAUAAACAACGAAAAUAGUAGCAAAAACAAUAUAAUUGAUGAAAAUGAAUUGGCUAAUCGAUAUGCUUACAAAAAUGUUACCCAAGAAAAAAUAAUAUAUAAAAAGAAGUAUAUAAAUUAUAGCGAUUAUAUAUACAUAAACUUCAUAAAUAACAAUACUUUAAAAAAACCCAAUUUUAUUCCAAGAUUAAUACUAUUAUUCAACCUCCAAUGUCAUAUUAUAAUUCACGAUUACUUUUUUAUGUACUUAUGUGAAAAUUAUGAACAAAUUCAAAAAUUCGAAAAAUCUAUAAACGAUAAUUGUAAUGAUUAUACGAAUAUUUUGUACAAUACAAGAAUAGGAAAUAAAAUAUUAAAUUAUAUGGGAAAUAAAAAAUAUCCAACUGUCAUUAAAUAUAUAAAACGCAUUAUAAAUAACGUAUGUAUAUAUUUUGAAUACAAUAUAUUGUUGUAUAUAAACAAUAAUAAAAGAAAUUAUUUACAAAAACAAGAUAAUAACAGCAAAUCCAAUAUUAUUUACUAUUUCAGGGACAAUUACAUAAUUGCAAAUAGCUUCAUAUAUUUAAAUGGUAGUGUAAACAUAAAAUUUAUGUUUUUCUACAUCCUGAAAAUAUUUUUUUAUAUCAAAAAUAACCCGUAUUCCUCUAUAUUCGACAUAUGCAAGAUGACCGAAAUACUAAACCUUUGUGAUUUAAACACACUCCUGAGAGCAAUGUGUGAUGAUGGAUUCAUUUCCUUCAAAUUGAUGUUCGUGAAUAAAAGAAGUGAAAUUUAUAAGUUGAAAAAAAAAUAUCAAAUAAUAAAGGACUUUAACGAUUUAAUGAGGAAUGAUAAUAUAAAAAAAAAAAAAAAAUCACAAAUAAAAAAGAAAAGAAAAGCUACAGCUUGCUAUUUUUUUGAUACAACAUCAGAAGACGAGUUUUCUACUGACAAUGAUACUUUUAAAACAAUAAAUAAAUGUAGAAAAGACACUACUAUACAUGCAAAUCAUAUUAUCGCCAAAAAUUCCAAAACCUUUGAUAAAACGCCCAAAAAAAAUAAUUUAAAAAAUUAUAAAUUAUUUAUUGAUAGAAUACUGUAUAAAAAAGUUAAGCUUUAUUAUGUUCAGGAUGAAAAUAUAAUUUUUAAAAAAUAUGAAGGAACAUUAUGGAACUGA
This is a messenger RNA of Plasmodium berghei ANKA, 10032 nucleotides long. RefSeq names its product conserved Plasmodium protein, unknown function. Lineage: Eukaryota; Apicomplexa; Aconoidasida; Haemosporida; Plasmodiidae. The record is from RefSeq and is a predicted model, not a curated record. Bases 1 to 10032 code for a protein of 3343 amino acids. The transcript has 3 exons.